AUGUCUGGUCGCGGCAAACAAGAAGGCAAGGCUCGGGCUAAGGCCAAGACCCAAUCGUCCCGGGCUGGUCUGCAGUUCCCUGUUGGACGUGUUCACCGGCUGCUCCGGAAGGGCAACUAUGCUGAGCGGAUCAGGGCCGGAGCUCUCUAUCUGAUCCUCGAGCUGGCCGGCAACGCCGCCUGA
This is a messenger RNA of Staurois parvus, 183 nucleotides long. The record is from the annotation of a GenBank genome assembly. Lineage: Eukaryota; Metazoa; Chordata; Amphibia; Anura; Ranidae.